UGCUGUUUGUUGUCAGCCGGCUGGUGAAUCAAAGCCAGAGCACACAGACAGGGCACUCCGACUUGGCCAACUGAGCCACACUCAGCCAGCCGAAGGACGAAGGACCUCGACCACGACCACGACCACGACUACGACAACUCGCGAAAUCAGAAACCAAAGAAGCCAAAGGCGAGAAACCAAUAGCCAGAAAGAAACCAGAGUCCUUUGGCUCGAAAAAAGUGUCCUGUGAUCGCGUGACGAAAAUUGUUUGUGUCUCGCGAAGCUCUGAAAAGUCCGGAAAAGCGAAAGAGUCCCCGGAAAGUUCACGAUCGCUUUUCCCGUGUUUUUUCCGGUUUUCGGUUUUCACCGUUUUUUUUUUGUUUUUGUUUUGUUUGCCGGCACAACGCACACACACACAACCAACGCACCACACACACAAGCAAGCAGUGAUAAUGAUGGUGAUGAAAAUUCAAUAACAAGUGGAUGCAACAAAUGCGCAUGAAAUGAAAAAUUUGUCCACACAAGUGUGAAAAACCGAGAAGUAGAAAUCAGAUAAAACUGAGAUAAUCAGCGAGCAGCAGAACCCAAUCAACCAAAUAAGCUGUGGGCCAAAGUGCUCCGAGAACGAACCCUCCAUUAGGCUUGGAUCAGCAGAAAGUAGCGAUUGUACUCCACUCACUUUGGUUCAAUUGAUUGAGGGACGUGGCAAAACAGCGACCAGAUGCAAGAUGAACCCGGAUCAACCGAUGCAAGCAAUGCAAACUGGGGCGCCGCCGCCGCCGCCCUCGCAGCUGACCGCCCACACAAUCGCCGCCGCGUCCGUCGUCACCGCUGCCCCGCCCACCGGCUCCACAGCGCUGCACUUCGGCGGCGGAGGGAUCCCCACCUCCUCCUCUUCUGCAGCUGCCUCCUCCUCCUCCGUCGGCGGAACAGCCGGCGGCAGCUACGUGUCCAUCGGCAUCCUGCCGAACAUGUCGCCCGCCCAGCUGCAACCGCUCCUCCUGCCCGCGCCGCCCAACGCGACCACCACCUUCAAGACCACGCCCCUCCUGCCCAUGCCCACGCUCGAGGACAUUGAGGUGGCCAACCAGACGGGCGGCCAGAGCGGUCAGGUGGUCGUUUCCAUGGCACCAACUUCGAUGGCGCCGCCGGGCAUUUUGAAGUACCCCACGGCGGGCUACGUUAACGACCUGAUGGCCCCGCCGCCCACACUGCCCCUCCCCCUGCCGCUGACCCACCCCCCACCGUCGGUGCCACUCACCUCGAUCGCCAGCAGCGCCGGCGGCAACAACAACAGCAGCAGCAACAGCACCAUCAUCGGUGGCAACAGCAAUUGCGGCACGCUCAAGAGCAACGCCAAAUUGCUGCCGCUCCAGCUAAUGGCCACGCCCCCGAGUCGCAAGGAGCCGCUGACGCCCGCCCACCCGCAGGCGGCCUCGAUUCAGGCACAGGCGCAGGCGCAGCACCAACUGCAGCAGCAACACCAACUGCAGCAGCAGCAGCAGCAACAGCAGCAGCAGAGACAGCGAAAGCAAAAGGGAUGGUGCUCCUGUUUCGGUUCGCAGCCUUCGGGUGGUGGCGCCUCAGGCAGUGGCGGUGCCGGGGGUGGUGGUGCGGGUGGGGGUGGUGAGACCGGAAAGACACCGCCCGGAUACGGAAGCAAGGAGGGGAAGAAGAAGAGCCGCAAGGCCACCUCGCAAACGGUGUGGUCCGCCCUGCUCACGAACCUCGGCAUCUGCAUGCUGCUGCUGGCCUACACUCUCCUGGGCUCCUUCAUCUUCCUGACCAUCGAGAACGAGGACUCCGCUCUGCUGCAUCAGCAGCACACUCUGGCCAGCACCAAGCGCAACUUGGCUGGCCUCGGGAUCGGAGUUGGAAUCGGGAACAGUAUCUACCAGCAAAGGACAUCGCACCAACACCAACAGCAACAGCAACAACAGCAGCAGCAGAUGCAGCAGCAGCAACAUCAGGCGGUACAAGGACGUCACGGGGACAAUGACACGGUGGCCGCCGCCGCCGCCGCAGUUGCCGCCCAAGGAAUGUUGGCCGGAAGCGCCAACGGCGGGCUUAAUCCAUUCGGGCCCGGUUCCAGUGGCGAUUUCGUUUACGGCGUGGACGAUGCGACGGACUUGGAGGCGGGCGGAAUGCCCCAGUUCGCCCUUUCGCCGGACACCUUCGACGUGCGGCAGCGGACCAUCGAGAACAUCUGGGACAUCACCGUCUCGCUGAACAUUCUCUACAAGGAGAACUGGACGAAAUUAGCCGCACUUGAAAUAGCCAAGUUUCAAGACCAAUUAAUCAAGAGACUGAACGAGGAUGUUAUGCUGCAAUUAUCGCACGACGAUGUGGCCAACGGCCCCUCCUCCUCCUCCUCGUCGUCGUCGUCGUCGUCGGGCGCCUCUGGUGUUCCGGGCAGCAACAAUCCGGCCACGGAAGCCGUGCUCCUUCACACACACUAUCAUCAUCACCGUGCCGGCGGCGUUGGGGGCGUGGCAGUGGGCGGAGGACCGCCGCACGAGUGGAAUUUUGCCAAAGCGUUUUUGUAUUCGCUGACCGUUUUGACCACAAUUGGAUAUGGAAACGUCGCACCGCGGACGACUCUCGGGAGGAUCGUGACCCUGGCGUACGCCUUCUUCGGCAUCCCGCUGACCCUGGUCUACCUGAGCAGCACGGGCAGCAUCCUGGCGCGGGUGGCCCGCGAGGUCUUCUCCAAAGCGCUGUGCUGCUGUUUAUGCUCGAAUUGUGGAUACUGCUGCUACGACGAGAAGCGGAUGGCCGAGAAGGAGCGGCGGAUGCGACGGAAGCGGCAGCAGGAGGAGCUGCGCAAGCAGCAGGCCGUCAUGCAGGAGCCCUACUACGUGCGGGACGUCUAUCAUGCCACGCCCGAAAAGGACGCCGUUCCGGGAGCUCCGCCUCCGAAUGCCGGCGGUGCGGGAGGAUCUGUCGGCGGACUGGGCGACAUUGACUCGCUGAGCGCCAGCGAAUCGAGGGGCUCCAUGCACGGGCUGAGCAUCCUGGCGCCGAUCCUCCUCUGCUUCUCCAUGAUGAUCAUUUACAUUGUGUUCGGAGCGGCCGUGUUGUAUCGCUUGGAGAACUGGCCCAUCCUGGACGGCAUCUAUUUCUGCUUCAUGAGCCUGUCCACCAUCGGUUUCGGCGACAUGCUGCCGGGUCUGCGCAGGGAGUCCAAUGCCACCACCUGGUUCUGCUCGGUCUACAUCAUGUCGGGCAUGACCCUCACGGCCAUGUGCUUCAAUGUCAUCCACGAGGAGAUCGUCCACCGCAUCCGCAUCGUGGUGGAGUUCAAGAAGACGAGUGCCGCCAAUUCCGGCGGCAGCUUGUCAAAUCCUGGUGGUGGUGGUGCGGGUGGUGGUGCCGGCGGUCCCGGCGGCUCAAUGAUGGACGUGGCGCACGAGGAGGGCGGCCAGUAUUACGUGCCCGCGUCUUGACACUACGAGAAGCGAGGGCAUCUCUACCAGCGCAACCCCACCGAAGAGACACUGGUGACAGACACACCCACAUCGCUGGUGCUGAAGGACUACGUGAACCACGAGCUGGUGCCCAUCCUCACGAUGGACCCGAACAGCGCCCGCU
Molecule: messenger RNA, 3570 nt
Organism: Drosophila ficusphila
Lineage: Eukaryota; Metazoa; Arthropoda; Insecta; Diptera; Drosophilidae
Exons: 8
Coding region: 708-3425 (905 amino acids)
Biological process (GO): potassium ion transmembrane transport; stabilization of membrane potential
Cellular component (GO): membrane
Molecular function (GO): potassium ion leak channel activity
Source: RefSeq, a predicted model, not a curated record